Sarcophilus harrisii (Tasmanian devil) is the source of this 819-nucleotide messenger RNA. Its product is annotated as immunoglobulin alpha-2 heavy chain-like. Bases 1 to 771 code for a protein of 256 amino acids. The transcript has 3 exons. Gene Ontology annotation, biological process: innate immune response; complement activation, classical pathway; phagocytosis, recognition. The record is from RefSeq and is a predicted model, not a curated record. Gene Ontology annotation, cellular component: external side of plasma membrane; blood microparticle; immunoglobulin complex, circulating. Gene Ontology annotation, molecular function: immunoglobulin receptor binding; antigen binding. NCBI's taxonomy places the organism in Eukaryota, Metazoa, Chordata, Mammalia, Dasyuromorphia, Dasyuridae.
AUGGUUAGAUCUACAUCCCAGAGGCCAAAAAAAGGUUCAAGGGAAUCAAAGUUCUAUCUCCUGGGAGGAGGUAUCAAUGGACUCCCCCUACUUACUCUACCUCCAUCUCUGCUUCAUUCAGUGGAACAAUCAGUGUUGAAAGAGUCAGGGGGAGGCUCUCAUCAAGCUGGAAGCAUCCUGAAACUCAAAUGUGAAACCUCUGGUUUCCAAUUCAAGACAAGCAAACUUGGCUGGUACCUUUGGGCACCUGGUAAUGCCCCACUAGGAUUGACCAAUCUCAGCAGUAGUUCAACAGAUGUCACUGAAGACCGAAUCACCACCUCCAGGGAGGACAGUAGGAGCCGAAUUUUCCUACAGAUUAAGGACCUGGGUCUCAGAGAUUCUGGCCAAUACCAUUGUGUAAGGAGGGUGGGCCCUGGAGAUGACACAGACAAAUUGGUCUUUGGUCUUGGGACAGAUGUGACUGUGGAGACUGGACUUGGAAACCCACUAUCACCCAGUGUGUUCUUGGUGAGGAGUCAGGAUGCUAUGGCCUGCCUGAUCAGGAAUUUCUACCCCAAGGAAAUCCAUGUGUCCUUGGCAUCCUCUGGGCCUUUGAUCUCAGCCCAGACUCAUACUCUGGGUCCCAUGGCCAAUGGCAAUUACAAUGCCAUCCAGAUUGGCAGGGUUGGUGAGAAUCAUACAGUAACCUGCACAGUGAAGCACAUUGGAAAAGAGAUGAAUAUGUCCCACAAGCCAGGUAUGAUUAGCCCCUGGGGUGAAGAAGACUGAGAACAGGGGUAUUUUAGUCUAAGAAGGGACAUUGUAUGUUCACUGAAG